CAGAGUGGUUCCGUACCGGCAACAGUUGCCGGAAUAGGUGCGUCGGUUAUUGAAGAAUCGCGGGGCAGCUUCGAAGUUGCCCCUCCAUUUCUCAGCGUCAUACGGUUUACCCUGUAAUUUGUCAGUUGGGGGUCGGUUAUUGCUUUUGUCUUUCGGCAUCUGGUUUUCCUCAUUUCAGACUACUGAUUUCUCUUGUUUACCUUGCUGUACUAUUUUUCCGUCGAGUUUCAAUUUCAAAAAUGGCUUCUAUAUUCUCUCUCGAGGGCUCGACUGCUCUUAUCACUGGUGCCACCAGAGGCAUUGGUCAGGCUGUUGCUCUUGGGCUCGCCGAGGCCGGCGCAGACAUUAUCUUGAUCCAGAGAGACACCACGUCGACGGCGACAAAAGAGGCCAUCGAAAAGACUGGCCGCAAGGCAUGGGUAUUCACAGCUGAUCUUGCCGUGCAAGAGCAAGUCGCAAACAUCGCCAAGGACGUCACCGCCGCUGGCCACAAGGUUGACAUUCUGGUUAACUGCGCCGGCAUCCAGAGGAGACACGCUUGCGAGGAGUUUCCCGACAACGACUGGAACGAUGUUCUGCAAGUCAACCUAAAUUCCGUCUUCACCCUCUGCCGCGACUUUGGCCGCGAGAUGCUCUCCCUCCCCGUCUCCGCCGCGACCGGACGCCGCGGCAGCAUCAUCAACUUCGCCUCGCUGCUGACCUUCCAAGGCGGCUUCACCGUGCCCGCCUAUGCGGCGUCCAAGGGAGCCGUGGGCCAGGUCACAAAGUCGUUUGCCAACGAGUGGACGGCCAAGGGUAUUACGGUUAACGCCAUUGCGCCGGGAUACAUCGAGACGGAGAUGAACACGGCGCUUCUAAACAACCCAGAGAGACUGGCGAGCAUCAGCGCCAGAAUCCCGGCGGGUAGAUGGGGGUCACCCGAGGACUUUAAGGGGACGGUGGUGUAUCUCGCGAGCAAGGCGAGUGCGUAUGUGAGUGGUCAUGUCUUGGUGGUGGAUGGUGGAUGGAUGGGACGGUAGAGGAUCUUGUACAGAGUAUA
This is a messenger RNA of Trichoderma harzianum CBS 226.95, 1039 nucleotides long. RefSeq lists its product as hypothetical. Bases 240 to 1019 code for a protein of 259 amino acids. NCBI's taxonomy places the organism in Eukaryota, Fungi, Ascomycota, Sordariomycetes, Hypocreales, Hypocreaceae. The record is from RefSeq and is a predicted model, not a curated record. The transcript has 3 exons. Gene Ontology annotation, molecular function: oxidoreductase activity, acting on the CH-OH group of donors, NAD or NADP as acceptor.